AUGGCUGUAGAAGAAGAUCCACUGUCAAUUGGAAUUGAUUUAGGAACUACAUACGCUUCUGUUGGUUAUUAUGACAUUGCUAGAAAAGGACCUGUCUUAAUUCAAGAUGAACGAGAUAAAGAACAGGUAGCGUCAUGGAUUAGUCUUUCACAAUUAGGUGAUAAUGGUAAUAUGAUUAUAGGAAAUAGUGCUAAGGAUGAUAUUCACAAUGAAUGUAUUAUUUAUGAUAGUAAGAGAAUUAUAGGAAGAGGGCUAGGUGAUAUAAAUGAUAAGGACCUUGCAAAUUGGCCAUUUAAAGUAAAGGAUAGAGAAAAUGGAAGUGUUUAUAUUGAAUCUUACAAUCCAUUAACUCAAGACAACGAAGAAUUUGAACCCGAAGAAAUUAGUGGAAUGAUACUAAAGUAUUUAUAUGAAAUUGCACAAAAAAAACUUGGUAAUCGUCCAAUAUCAAAUGUUGUUGUUACUGUUCCAGUUGAUUUUAAUGAUAAACAAAGAGAUGCAACAUUAACAGCAUGUGAAUUGGCAGGAAUUAAGAAUGUUUCAAUUGAAAAUGAACCAACAGCGGCUAUUACUGAAUACAAAAGAGAAUAUUCAAAUUCGUUAAAAAAUGGAAAUAAAGUUGUAGUAAUUGAUUUUGGAGGAGGAACAUUAGAUGUGUGUUGUUGUAAAAUAUCAAAUGAUAGUGUUAUUGUAGAAUCAAGUGGAGGUGAUCCAAAUUUAGGAGGAAAUGAUUUUGAUAAUGUGAUGAUUGAUAUUAUUAAAGAAAGAGUAGAAGAAUGGAUUCCAGGAUAUUAUAGAAAUAAACGAGGAAUGACUCAAAAAGAAAAGACAGUAUUCAGAAAGAAAUUAAUAAAAUUAAAAAAAGAAGCAGAAAGAAUUAAAAUUGGAUUAAGUGAUAAAGCCAAUAAAUUAGCUCAGCAAAAUAAUGGAACUUCCAAACCAGUAAAUGUAGAUAUGGAUUUAGAAUUAGAGAAUUUAUUAGACAUGGAUGAAGAAGACGACUUUAGUUGUGCUCCUAUUUCAAGUAGUGAGUUUGAUAAAAGAUGUGAAAAUAGUGGAAUAUAUAAACGGUUUGUUAAUAAAAUAACAGAAGUUACUCAAAGAAAAGGAUACAAAUCUGGAGGUGUUCAGUUAGUAUUGUUAAUCGGUGGAACAAGUAAGAUCCCAAAAAUUAGAGAAAAAGUUAGUGAGGUAAUUGGUGGAGCGGUAUUUGCUAAUAAUAACUUUAAUCCACUUACUGCUGUUGUAAAAGGAGCUACAUAUUCGGCAUAUAAAAAAGGGGAAAAUGCUAUUGGUAAAGAAGUUAUAUAUGAUAUUGUUCCAACACCAAUUGGGAUAGAGGUAGAAGGUGGAAAAUUUGAUAUGCUUAUUGAAGAUGGAAAAACACUUCCUACAUUGGGAACAACUAGACGAUAUUGUACAACUCGAGAUAAUCAAACUAGUGCGGAUUUUAUAAUUUAUCGAGGAUUUGGUAGAUAUGUUACUUCAAUUGGAAUGGAAACUAUUACAAAACUUAGCAUUAAUGGAAUCCCAACUGCAAAACGUGGAGAACAAAAAUUUGAAUUUACAAUUCAAAUUAAUCAAAAUGGAAUGAUGGAAAUCAGUGCCUCUCUUAUUGGAGGUGAUAUUAAAAAAGAUUUAAGUGUUACUCUUGAUUUAUCUAAAAAAAGAGAAGAAAUUGAAAAACUAAAAGAACAUUUUUCCAAAUUCUAUUAA
Messenger RNA from Entamoeba dispar SAW760, 1716 nucleotides. Its product is annotated as heat shock protein 70kD, putative. Gene Ontology annotation, cellular component: cytoplasm. The transcript has a single exon. Gene Ontology annotation, biological process: protein refolding; cellular response to unfolded protein. The coding region runs from base 1 to 1716 and encodes 571 amino acids. Lineage: Eukaryota; Evosea; Mastigamoebida; Endamoebidae. The record is from RefSeq and is a predicted model, not a curated record. Gene Ontology annotation, molecular function: ATP hydrolysis activity; ATP binding; heat shock protein binding.